AUGCACACUGUGAGACAAUCGUUUCUUCUUCGAUCAUUAAAUUCCCGUCAAAUCCGUUCGUUUUCGUCGCAUUUGUUCGAGAUCAACCCAGAAGUGAAAUCAGCUUUAGCUGAACAUCGCCCAGUUGUUGCUUGCGAAACAGCAAUUCUCACACAUGGUCUGCCACGUCCAGUGAAUAUUGAAACAUGUCUGCAAAUCGAACAGAUUAUUCGUAAGCAUGGUUCAAUUCCGGCAACUAUCGGCAUUUUAAAUGGUCGAAUUAAAAUUGGACUCACCCAAACUGAACUUGAACAACUUGGUUCUUCGAAAGACGUCGAAAAAGCAUCGCGUCGAGAUCUGCCGUAUCUCAUAUCUCGUCGUGCAUCAGCUGGAACUACGGUGGCUGCGACGAUGCUUAUCGCCCAUCGUUGCGGCAUUUCGAUCUUUGCCACUGGUGGUGUUGGCGGUGUUCAUCGAGAUUCACAAAUAACAGGUGAUAUAUCAUCCGAUCUCGACGAAUUAGGUCGUACACCGGUUUGUGUGAUUUCAAGCGGUGUUAAAUCAAUUCUCGAUAUUCCUAGAACGCUUGAAUAUCUAGAAACGAAAGGUGUCGGAGUUUACACUUUUGGUGAGACAAACGAGUUUCCGAAUUUCUUUACACGGACAAAUGAAGUUGGAUCGAGAUCGUGUGCUGCCAUUCGAACUGUAGAAGAAGCUGCUCAACUUGUUCGUAGUAUGAUCGACUUGAAACUUGACUCUGGUCUGCUAUUAGCUGUUCCCAUUGAUAAAGAAGACGAAAUUGUUACAAACACUGGAAAAAACAUCGAAUCAAUCAUCGAAGAAUCUCUUCAACAAGCAACAAAAGAAGGUAUUAUCGGAAAUAAAGUUACACCCUAUGUGCUCGGCAAGAUUCGUCAGCAAACCGGUAAUAAAUCGAUCAAAACGAAUCAGAACUUGGUCUAUAAAAAUGCUCGCAUUGCCUCACAAAUUGCCGCAUGUUUAUCAUCGAGCCAACCAACGUCUUCGUCACUGAUUUUGCUUGGCGCACGAAAUCUUGAUUUACAUAUUCAACUUCAUGCUGACUUUGUUCCGAACAAAGGUUCAACUCUACCGUGUCGUUUGCAACAAAAUCUCGGUGGAGUCGCAUACAAUGUUACACAUGCACUUCAUCUAUUGAAAACACCUUCGAUUCGUCUUCUCACAGUUUCGGGUACAUCAACAGGAAUGCUCCGAACUGAUCCGGUUCCGACAAUUGUUCAUGAAAUACCGGGCGAAUCUACAGCGAGUUACAUUUCUCUACUUGAUUCGAAAUCCAGUGAACUCAUUUGUGGUUUUGGUGAUAUGAGUAUCUACGAACGACAAAUUACACCAGAUUUUCUCGACAAAAAUCUUUCGAUUCUAAUUAAAAGUCAAUGGAUCAUGUUCGAUGCUAAUUUAAGUCGAUCCGCCAUUAAACAUCUCAUCGAUAUCGGUGUCAAGUACGAGAAAAGAUUAGCUUUCAUAUCAGCCGGUGGUCCAAGAAAAGCCGAACGAAUCAGCGAACAUCUUCGAAAUCUUCAUGUACUCUUCUGUAAUCGUUUGGAAUUCGAAGCGAUCACUCAUUCGUCGUCAAUUGAGUCGAGUUUGAGAAAGGUGUUAACAGAAAACCGAGAUCUCAAGUUGAUCUGCAUCACCAUGGGUGCAAAUGGUGUUCUCGUCGGUACCAAUGAUCGAAUAAGACGAUACAAAGCAUUGGCUCUGAAUAAAACUCAACAUGAAAUUCGAAAUGUUACGGGUGCAGGCGACAGUUUCGCUGCUGGUGUGAUGAGUCAAUUGUUGAAAUCCAAUCUCGAGAAUCUUGAGCGAGCCAUUGCUUGCGGCUUACUAGCGGCGAAAUUUACUUUAACAUCCGCUAAUACGAUCAGUGAACGAUUGCAUACUAUUGAUGACGCGAUGCUUGAUGAAAUUUGUUCCAACGAACUACAAUAUGAGAAUGUUAAUCUGUAA
Molecule: messenger RNA, 1965 nt
Organism: Adineta ricciae
Lineage: Eukaryota; Metazoa; Rotifera; Eurotatoria; Adinetida; Adinetidae
Source: the annotation of a GenBank genome assembly